This is a messenger RNA of Bombus pascuorum, 3961 nucleotides long. Its product is annotated as large neutral amino acids transporter small subunit 1. Gene Ontology annotation, molecular function: L-amino acid transmembrane transporter activity. Bases 412 to 1887 code for a protein of 491 amino acids. The transcript is spliced from 11 exons. The record is from RefSeq and is a predicted model, not a curated record. Gene Ontology annotation, cellular component: membrane. Lineage: Eukaryota; Metazoa; Arthropoda; Insecta; Hymenoptera; Apidae. Gene Ontology annotation, biological process: amino acid transmembrane transport.
GCACUCGUUGCCGCACGUUAUAAUGCUCGAAGCCCACGAACGGAACGAACGUUCGACGACAGUCAUUCAGAGCUCGACCAGUGUGCCGCACGUUUCGUGGCUUCUCUAAUCCUCGUGCUACGUCGUGCUGGAUCACAUCCGCCCUCGGCAGUCGCUGGUGUCGACUAUCGGACCACCCGAACCAACCGGAACAGGAACUAAGGAUACGGAGAGCAAGAACGAUGCUUUGAAUACGUCGCGUGUAUACCGGACAUCGUAUCCCGGUGAAUUUUCUCUGUGACGCGUCGAUCGUCGAUAGAGGCUAUCCUCUGUCUAUACGCACCAGUGACCAGUGAUAUUUGACAAGAGAACUACAUAGAAUCUCUAAAGGUUGAGCAUCGCGUUUCCUCCGAAUAUCGAUUAUUCAGGAGGAUGUCGAAGUCGGGAAGCAUCAAGGAUGACGAGAAGGGGCCGUAUGACCCGGUUCCAAUCGCCGACAAAGCCAACGACGAGAUCAAACUAGAGGCGAAGAUGUCCCUAUUGAAUGGAAUUACCGUGAUCGUUGGCUCCAUUAUUGGUUCUGGCAUAUUCGUUAGCCCGACCGGCGUUCUCAAGUAUACAGGAAGCGUGAACGCCAGCCUUCUGGUAUGGACAGCCUCCGGUAUCUUCUCCACGGUAGGUGCGUACUGUUACGCGGAACUAGGUUGCAUGAUCAGAAAGUCGGGAGCCGAUUACGCGUAUAUCAUGGAGACCUUCGGACCCUUUCUGGCGUUCAUCAGGCUCUGGGUCGAGUGCAUGAUAGUCCGGCCUUGCAGCCAGGCCAUCGUUGCCUUGACUUUUAGCGUUUACGUGCUGAAGCCAGUGUUUCCGGACUGUGCACCGCCGGACGACGCCACGAGGAUAUUGGCAGCUUGCUGCAUCUGCAUCUUGGCGUUCAUCAACUGCUGGGACGUAAAAUGGGCGACCAGGGUGCAAGAUAUUUUCACAUACGCAAAAUUACUCGCCCUCUUCAUCAUCAUCUUCGCAGGAGCUUAUCAGCUCUUCACUGGACACACGCAGUAUUUCACGUUCGACAACACAAACACAGAAGUGACGUCGAUAGCACUCAGCUUUUAUUCGGGACUGUUCGCUUACAAUGGCUGGAACUACUUGAAUUUCAUCAUCGAGGAACUGAAGGAUCCUGUCAAGAAUUUGCCAAAGGCUAUUGCUAUCUCGUGCGUCCUUGUUACAACUGUCUACGUUUUCGCAAACAUGGCAUUUUACACAACGCUGAGUCCAGUGGAAGUUCUCGGCAGUGAGGCUGUAGCAGUCACGUUUGCGAAUCGUUUGUUCGGUAUGUUCGCAUGGAUGAUACCAGUAUUCGUCGCCCUUUCCACGUUCGGCGCUGUAAAUGGAAUUCUUCUGACAUCCUCCAGGCUCUUCUACGCUGGCGCCUGCGAGGGUCAAAUGCCUGAAAUAUUAACGAUGAUCCAAAUUUCGAGGCUCACCCCUACGCCGGCUGUCCUUUGCAUGACCAUGUUGUCCAUGUUGUAUCUCUGCUCUUCCGACAUCUUCGCCCUCAUCAAUUACGUUGGUUUUGCCACUUGGUUGAGCAUAGGAGUUUCUGUUCUCUGUCUACCGUGGCUCAGAUGGACACAACCAAAGUUGCUCAGGCCCAUCAAAGUGAACCUCUUCUUCCCCAUAAUCUAUAUUCUCGCCACCCUCUUUGUAACUAUCGUGCCCAUGUAUGCCAGUCCUGUGGAAACAGGAUAUGGUUGCCUGAUGAUCCUCUCAUCCAUACCCGUAUAUUUUCUGUUUGUCGCGUGGAAGAACAAGCCCACGUUGUUCCAGAAAGGAGUCGUAAGCGUCACGAAGUUCCUGCAGAAGAUAAUGCUGGUCGUCGGCAAGUCGAAACCCGCUCAGGUUUAACCGCAGUUACGACGGAUCCUUUCGACAACGAUGACUUCCGGUUCCAAGAGAACUAGACGCUAUUCGGAAUGCUCAGGGGGGAAUUCCGUUUUCUUCAAAAAAACUUAUUUCGUAUUUAUCUACGUGGCAAAUUUGAAAAGUCUGUGCAAACUUUAAAAUAUCGGAUACGAUGUUCGUUCUCUGAGCAUAAAGGGCGUCCUUAUUAGAGGCAGCCAUAUCAAAUCAGGACGCCUACCGGUAGACAAGAAUAAAAGUCUGGUUCUCUUGUCUAGUCGCCAUCUGUGUUAAACUGGUUUCGAGAUUUUUGCGGUAAUUUAUCAUUCGCGCGUUUCUUCCAACGGAGGUGUAACAUCAUAGACAACAAUGACCACAAAGAACUGCUGUAUUUUAACAUAAAGAAGCAUCGACAUGUAACUACUGUCAAAAGGAAACAUGAUUUGCCCCUCCACUGGACAACACGUGGAUACGACUCGAAAAAGACGUUCUAUCGUUAUUAUACCGUUUCAUUGCACAUUGUAUCAUUUCCAUUCCCGUGAUUCGACCCUUCGUUUCGAACUUUGCGUUACUAGAUCUUGCAUAGAAGCGAUAGUUUGUAGAUUCUUUGACAGUAAUUAAUUUAUUAUGCCUUCUUCUUAUAAUUUUCGAACGAAAUUAAUCCUUCGUGAUCCAAAUAAUAUUCGACGAAUAAUUGCAAAUGGUUGUUACUCAAUUUUUUAUCGUAGUUGCUUUCAGGAGCGGUAUACGCUUUAUAAAUUAAUAUAAUCUUAAUGCAGUAUGUAUUAAGAAUUAAAAACUAUGGUUUUAAAUGUUAAAAGUGGAAAAGAAAGAUAAAAUAAGGUGCAAAUAGGAUUACAAAGGAUUAAUCGUAUAGUUUUAUAUGGUUAGAACCGUAGAUAGUUUUCCGAUUAGUUAUUAAGGUAAAAAGAAAAACAGAAAGAGUAAAAAGCGAAGAAACGAAGGGUGAGAAUAUUACAACGCGCUGACACCCGAUCGCAUAAUACGUACAACAAUCGCGUUCUACUGCCACUGUUGUUGGCGCGUGCACCAUGUAGGUACACUAUAAGUACACCAUAGAAUCACGAAGCUCCAGAUCGCGAGCGAAACUUUGUAAGAGGACGGACAGCCACUCGAGUAACUCUGGCUAUUCAUAUAUACCUUGUUCCUCUCUUUUAACUUUCUUUUUAUUAGAUUUUGAACGCGCAUUUAACAGGAAAAUUUAAUUUCACGUCUGUGUAACGCAGAGCAAACUUACGAGCGUACGAACUUUCAUAGUUUUUAUACUUUUUUAAGCGUAAUCUAAGAUCUUAAAAACGAUUUUAGUCGAUUUCUUAGCGUUUGUAUCGUUUUUAAUCGUUCCUUCUCUCGGCCUUUUUUUUUUUUUUUUUGCUUGGCGAAGAAUGGUGAAUGCAUGCAGCGUGAAUGUAAAUAUAGAGGAUGCGAAGGAUUAGCGACAAAGUUGUACCGAGCAUGGCGUGAGUUUAAAUUUCAAGAAAAUUUCAAAAAAGAAAUAGUAAAUGUUCAAUUGUUAUGAAAAACUAAAGAAACCUUUGUGCGUAUCAGUUGAUGAUUGCGAAUUCUGUCUUAAGUUUAUCGUUAGUGGAAGAGAAAGAUCGUAGAAUCCAAAUGUUGCGAGGCUUUCCUAUAUUCUUGAUAAAACAUCGGAGGAAAAUGAAAGAAGAAAAGUAUGACGCAGCUCGUAAGAUUGUCCUGUUCAUUUGACGAAUUUAAUUUAGUCAAACUAUAAUACAUACUGCGAACCUCUUAAGACUUAACCCAUUAUCUCAUCUCCUGUCACUCACGGAUACCAUAGUUUACACGCUGUGAUUCUUACUUUAUCUUAGAGAUGCAUUUUUUUUUUUGUAAAUAUCGAUUUUUGCAAACGAUUGCCGACGCACGGACCUUUUUGGACGGAAAUUUUGAAAGAUUUUCCUUUUCUCACGGGUGCGAUAGAAUCGGUAGACCGUGAGAUUCAAGACGAUGGACAUUUUUUGGUAGCGAUCGUGCGACUUGUUCGAACGUCUUGACAUAUCUAAAAAUUAUCACGUGUUUUUGAUACAUAUUGUUUAUAAACUGA